CCCCCCUCUGACUUUCCAAAGAAGACAAAGUGGUUUAUGCCCAAUAAAUUUAGGUAUCUGACAUGAAAAAAAUCCCCAGGUCUGUCAGUAAUGGCAGACCUGGGAUUCCCCAGAGGCUGAAAGCUCCCACUGACUGACAGCUUCUGGUUAGCCAUGCGCUGGUUCUCUCAGGCUCUGGCAGUUAAGGAAGCUGUGCUUCUGUGCACCUCUAACUCUCCUCCCACUGGGUGCUUCCUCCCCUCUGCGGAGAGAUACCCUUCUCCUUUCAGCCCCAUCUGCACCAGUGGCCAGAGCUACAAGGCCUUUUCAAAGUCAGAGCACAAGGCAGGCUGAGAAGGCAGUGGAAAGUGGGGCUGAGAAGGCCUUGAGGGGACUGAAAACAUGGGGAACUAUCUGCUGAGGAAACGCAGGUGGCAGCAGGACACUCAAGAAAUACCUUGGAACCUGAGAAUCCAAAACCCCAAAGAGAAAACAUCCAGGAAAAAAAUACGGACUUUUAAAGCAAGACGAGAUUCCCAAAAGGAAAAUGAAGGAAUUCCGGCUGUUCCCACGCAGGGACAUGGUGACGAGACCUCUGCAGAGGAGCUAUGCUACACCCUCAUUAACCACAGGGUUGUCGAGAGAAGGCCAUCGGUGAACUCUGCUGAGGCGUACUAUGAAAAUAUUUUCCUCCAGGCUGAGAGGCCCAGAGAGUCCUCAAGAGGAACUGAAACGACUUACGCACUUAUCCAGGUCCCUCCCACCCCUAGGCAUCUACCUUCCCCAGAAGGCGAAUAUGAACUUCUCAUGCCUCAUAGAAUCUACUCUCACUUCCAGCAACAGCCAGGUCCACUUAUGUCCACUUCUGAGACUCAGUUUUCCCAUUUAUAACAAUGUAGUUGGGCCAGAAUUUGUUUAGCGGUAGCCAUCCAAUCUGUGAAACACAUACAAGCGGGGAAAGAGGGUGUGGUUGAAGCAGGCAUGGGCAGAGAACUCUUACAGCUUACCUCACCCCCCAAACCCUUCUGUAAGGGUCACUGCACAGCGUGGUUUGCAAACCACAGGGCCUCUCAGAUCCUGCUGGAUCACCAAUAUGCAAAGAUAACUAAGUACCCUGAACACCACUCACUGAGAAUAUGGCGACCAUCCUUGGUUCUAUUUGGUUCAGGAGAUGGACAGCUCUACUCAGUGAUGGAGAAACCCAGGUAGCAUGGUGGUUAAGAGCUAUGGCUGUUAACCAAAAGGUCAGCAGUUUGAAUCUACCAGGCGCUCCUUGGAAACCAUGUGGGGCAGUUCUACUCUGUCCUGUAGGGUCUCUAUGAGUCGGAAACGACUGGACAGCGAUGGGUUUGGUGUUUUGGUUUUUAUUCAGUGAUGGGAGGGGCUUUCUGGUGCUCUACAGGUUGUGUGCAUCACAGAAGGUUCUGCUCCUUGGUGCUGGUUCUCCUUAGAAACAGUCCACAAGGUUGUCUUGUAAAGUCAUUGGAAGAUUUCCUCAAGAUACCAAGUGAACCCAAUUGGGAGUCUGUUCACUGCACACAUGUCUGUAGACGCAGGCUCCUCACUGUGACCUUCCAGCUCAGACCCAAGGUGGCAGCCUGGGGUGUAACUCACACUCCACACCUCUGUGCAAUGACCUCUUGCAUGUCUCUCCUACAACUUGUUGGUCCCAGUGGUUUGCUUGAUCAUGUGGACUAAAUCAAGAGGUUCCAGGACAGCUUGUCAGAAUUUAAACCCAUGUCUUUAAUUUUUUUUAAAACUUUCUAUCUCUUCCUAGAAAUCUCAGAAAGAAAAUCAUAGCAUCAGAGACUGAUAGAGUAGGAGAGCCUUUGGAGGUUCUCCAAUCUCCCCCUCCCCCCCGCCACCGCCUUUCUUUUUACUCAGAGAGGGUAAGUUUGCCCAAUGUUACCUGGCAAGGUAAUGACCAAACUUGGACUACAGCUUGGAUCUCCUGGCUUCCAAUUCGGUGCUUUUCCAAUAUACUACAGAAAAUAGCCUCUACUAUAUGGUAAAUGUAUACAUUAAAUAAUAUGCUAUAUAUAAAGAGACCUGGUGGCACAGUGGUUAAGAGCUAUGGCUGCUAACCAAAAGGUCCACUCUGUCCUAUAGGGUCACUAUGAGUCGGAAUCCACUCGACAGCAAUGGGUUUGUUUGGUUUGUAUGGCGCUAUGUAGAAAAUAUGAAUAAAAUAUCCACAUGGAAAAAUAAAACAUACAGAUACAUACACACCUUCUCUAAUGAGCACUCCUGUACAUGCAAUUAAGGCACCUCGUCUUUUCUUCAGCUCUUAAAAUCACAUUUAUUCUCUAAACCAGGGGUCGGCAAACUGUGGCCCACAAGGCAAAUGUGGCCCACUGCUCAUUUUUGUAAGUUUUAUUGGAGCACAGGCAUCCUCAUUUGUUAGAUAUUGUCUGCGGCUGCUGAACCACAGGAGAGCUGAGUAGUUGUGACAGAAACCAAGCUGUUGUUGUAUGCUGUUGAGUCAAUCCCAACUCAUAGCGACCCCAUGUGACAGAGCAGAAUUGCCCCACAGGGUUUUCUUGGUUAUAAUCUUUACAGAAGCAGAUUGCCAGGUCUUUCUCCCAUGGAGGUUCUUGGUGAGAUUGAACUGCCAACCUUUCAGUUAACAACCAAACAACUGUUGCACCACUCUUCGGCCCUUUGCAAAAAAAAUUUUAUAGACCCCUGCCCUAACUGAGCAAACUUUGAGUUAAACUUUAGAAAAUAAAAAUUUGUUUUGGUCAUUGAUGUGAAUUCCUAAGAGCUGGUAGCAAUAAAGAGCUAUGAAAACAUUAGACCACAAAUUCGCUGAGUGAGGCGAAAAACAAUUAGUAAAUUAGAAUGUUCCUGUGUUCACAUCUCUCUUCUCAACUGGCUGUUUUACUUAACAACCAGUCCUAAUUUAUACCAGUUGCCGUCGAGUUUUUGAUUCUGACUUGUGGUGACCCCAUGUGUGUCAGAGUAGAACUGUAUUCCACAAGGAUUUCAAUGCUUGUGAUAUUUUAGAAGCAGAUCUCCAGGUCUUUCGUCUGAGAUGCCUCCGGAUGGAUUUGAACUGCCAACCUUUUGUCUUCUAGCUGAGAGCUUAACUAUUUUAGCCACCCAAAAACCUGUUUUCGUUUGGUUAGUUCUGACUGAUAACCCUAAAGGACAGUGUAGAAUUGCCCCAUAGGGUUUCGAAGUAGUGGCUCGUGGAUUGGAACUGCUGACCUUUUCAGUCAGCAGCUGAGUUCUUAAUCACUGCAUCACCAGGGCUCCUUUAGCCACCCAAGGACCCCAAUUUAAGGACAAUAAAAUAGCCAGAAGUUUGCUGAGACAAGGAACAGACGGCUUAUGUGUUUAAUUACUGUUCUGUCCCCAAAGAUAACCAAAACUAAAUAACUUUGUGAUUUGAAAUGUGCCAGGUGCCUAAAGAGGAUCAAUCUAGUAGCUUCAGAUUGGAUGUGUCAACCUAGGUUUGCUGAGAUUUUAACCAGUUGAUGGUUUUCAGCUAAGGAGCCAAUCAUAUCUUGGUAUCGUACCCUCUGCUAAUUUCUAUUUUUAGCAAAAUUCCUAUACAUGGAACCUUAGCUUUGACCUUUGGGCAACAUUCACUCAUGUUCAGAAGGAGGUAUGUGUAGUAGCAGUCAAUGCCGUUCAAGAAACAACGUGGCUUAGAGGAAAGAAUUCCACCACCGGUGUCAGAUAAUCAGCAGAUUCAAAACCUGGUUUGCCCCUCCUUGCUCUGUGACCCUGAGCAUGUCACUUGGAUGCUUAGCUUUCUCACCCAGAAAUGAGUGGAUUACAUCCAAUGUACAUAAAUCAUCUACCACAAAACUCAAGUAAAUCAUACCAAAAAAGCAAAGACAAGCAAACCUUUUUAUGAUGUAUGGGGAAAAAUAUGAUGUGUCUGGUUAUCCGGUCUACAAAAGUAGCCUGCAGUGAUCAGGCAUUGCUGAGCCAUUCAGCUGUCUUCCCAGUGAACUAGGAAUAUUGAACCGUUGGGUUUUUAUGCUGGGAUUUUUCACAUUGCCAUUGGACCACUGUAGAAGCUGAUUGGGAUGAAUAUUCUUAGCACACUAUGAUGUUAUAUUUGUUCGAGUUUUAUCUUGUGAAAGUAUUACCUGAUCCAAACAGUAUACACAUUUUGACCAAGAAUAUACUGGGCAUAAAGGCUUACCCAAAGAAAGUUGUUCUUUUAAUGAAAUGUA
Molecule: messenger RNA, 4169 nt
Organism: Loxodonta africana (African savanna elephant)
Lineage: Eukaryota; Metazoa; Chordata; Mammalia; Proboscidea; Elephantidae
Gene: GCSAM
Product: germinal center associated signaling and motility
Exons: 5
Coding region: 382-870 (162 amino acids)
Biological process (GO): negative regulation of lymphocyte migration; regulation of B cell receptor signaling pathway
Source: RefSeq, a predicted model, not a curated record